AUGGGACUGCCGCUGCUGCUGGCGGCCCCGGCCCUCGCCGCCGCGCGAGGCGGGCUCGCCGUCGUCGUGCCGCUGACGGCGGCGCCGCGCGACCUGGCGCGGCUCCGCGCGACGCUCGGCCGCUGGAACACGCCGGACUUCGCGCCGUGCCGGCUCGACGACCGCGCGACCCCGGCGGCCGCGCACGUCCGCCGCGACUGCGGCUUCGCGCCGGAGAAGCGCGCGCACGAGCCGCCCGCCCUGAUCUUCUACGCGAACCGGCGGUGGCACGAACACGUACGACGGGACGUCGGGGCGUGGCUUGGCGCCGCGGCGGCGUGCUUCCAGCGCGUCGAGUUCCGCGCGGCGAACCUGACCGCGGCCGAGGACGGCUACCCCUACGGCGCGUCGCACGUGUUCUACGCCGUCCACGCGGACAUGUUCGCCGACCGGCGCGUGCGCCACUUCUUCUACACGGAGCCGGACAACGCGCCCAUCCGGGCGCGCUGGGCCGACGCGCUCCAGGCGCUGGUUCAGACGGAGCGGUUCUGGGUCAAGGGCUCCGCCGUGCGGGGCCCCGUCAAGGUCGACGAGUGGGUCAUCCGCCACGUCAACGGCAACGCGCUCUACGACGCGCACGACGCCGAGUUCCGCGCCGUCGUGCGCGAGGCCUCGCGCGCCGCGCCGCGCAUGCACGCGCGGCUCGAUCCCUACGACCUGGCCCUCGCGGCGUACUUCCACGACCCGUGGUGCCCGACGGGCCGCCACUGCGCGCCGACGACGAGCGUCGCGUGGCGGCGCGAGCGCCUGCACCUCUACCGCUUCGCCGAGUUCGCCGCGAACCACCACGACGCCGUCCUGGGCGUGGCCGCCGCGCGGCGCGCGUACCCGUGCGCGCUCUUCGUCCACGGGAACCGGACAGCGGUCAACGCCGACCGCGCGCGCGGCGUCUCGCCGAACGCGGUCAUCAAGGCGCGGGAGCUUGCCCGCAAGCGGGCGCGCGUCGCGCGCCGCGCCGCGCGGCGCGGCCGCGGCGUCGUCGCGGGCGCCGUCGCGAGCCUGCUUGCAGUCGUCGCCGCGCGGCGGCUGCGCGGGAGUCGCGGCCGGGGAAGGCCUUUGUUUGUGUAUAGCUCCGGGGCUGGUUGA
Messenger RNA from Pelagomonas calceolata, 1125 nucleotides. The record is from the annotation of a GenBank genome assembly. Lineage: Eukaryota; Pelagophyceae; Pelagomonadales; Pelagomonadaceae.